Desarmillaria tabescens is the source of this 1565-nucleotide messenger RNA. RefSeq lists its product as uncharacterized. The record is from RefSeq and is a predicted model, not a curated record. The transcript is spliced from 14 exons. Bases 375 to 1316 code for a protein of 313 amino acids. NCBI's taxonomy places the organism in Eukaryota, Fungi, Basidiomycota, Agaricomycetes, Agaricales, Physalacriaceae.
CUCGUCUCAAGAACAAUCAAUCAGUGAUUGUUGUCCGACUUCGCCUUCGAAGUGCCUAAAUCAAAGUACCAUUAGGGACUACAAGCCAGCUUUAUUUGUAUAGACCACUGAUAUCAACGAAAUCGCUUAGAAUCUUGUGCCACCGUCUCCUCACCGAGCGUUCUCCCGGCCCCAAUCUGGUUUGUAUCCACAAAGAGGCGCUCAUACUUCUCCCACACACGCGCGCUACAAGCACGAUAUUUGUAGGUUAACGACAACGAAGAAGUUGUGGGGUGACUUUGCGGAUGCUCGUCGGUUUACUCUCGCAUUCGCAGGCGAGUCCCUUAUGAUAGAUAGCCUAUUUCCACGGAAGGAAUGAGCAAGAAUGCCUUUAUAUGCGGUCGGAUGGGAGCUGCUUCAUCCUCAUACUAAAAAUGAGUAGCAGCUCCGCGACUUUGGACCUCACGGUCGGUGCCAUUGUCGUUAGCUCCUUCUUUUCCUUCUUGACUAUGGGUAUCGUUUGCGUCACGGCCUUCUAUUAUGUGGCCAACUUCCCAAACGACACACUACCCAUUAAGCUGAUAGUCUUGGCUAACGUUAUCCUUUGUAUCGCUGGAACGAUCACUGACGGAGUAUGGUGUUAUGAUUGGGCGGUGACCAACUAUGGAAAUCCUGCAUCGAUGGCUAUCUUACCAAUUCCCGCCAUCAUUGAAAUAUUCUUUGUCGGGCUCACAUCCCUGCUUGUGCAAUGCUUCUACUCUUGGAGACUAUGGGUGAUCACGCAUAAGCGCAAUCAUUGGCUUCCCGUAGCUAUCUGUAUUCUAUCGGUCACCCAAAUGUCCGUGAUCAUCUGGGUUGUCUCCUACUGGGCAAACCAUCGGCUGAUGACUGAUAUCGGUGGAGUCAUGCCUGUUGCCUACAUUUGGCUGGCUAGUUCUAUAGCUGCAGAUUUGCUGAUUACCGUAGGGAUGAGCUGGUAUCUGAAGUGGAAGCUUCCUUCCAGUAUAUUCUCCUCCACGCUGUUCAAUCAAAUCAUCUCUCGCACUGUUCAAGCCAACGUUCUCUCUCUCAUUAGCCAAGUCCUAACUUUUGCAUUCUACAAAGCCGACAUCGGUCUUUAUUUCUUCCUCGUUGACUUUACAAUUGUCAAGGUGUACACAUUUUCGCUUCUUUGUUCAUUGAAUGGUCGCGAAAGAAAUGCUGCCGUUCAGACCCGGCCAAGGGCUGAUUCGGAAGUUCUGACGCUCGGGAUUAUGGCCGCAGGUACUACGAGCAGGGCGUCUCCUACUAUGCAUUGGCCGAUCAAGAAGGAUGACUCAAGUGUUGGAGAGUGCUGAUACGAAGGGGCUAUGAAUAUAGCUGACAGGACUACCAUUACGAGCGUGCCCUCGAACUGGAUUUGUGUCGAGGAUUCUUCCAUGUAUGAGUUUCUCGCGUACAGAGGUACCGCACUGUAACAUAGGGUUGAGAGGGUACAGGAAAUGGAAAAUUACAUGUAUACUUGAAAGUUCAGCAGACUUGGAAACGUGCCUGUACCAGGAAUCUUCCAAGUAAUUACCGCGCCACAGGUCGGUCGGUGUAUGAGC